Molecule: messenger RNA, 603 nt
Organism: Cercospora beticola
Lineage: Eukaryota; Fungi; Ascomycota; Dothideomycetes; Mycosphaerellales; Mycosphaerellaceae
Biological process (GO): mycotoxin biosynthetic process
Source: RefSeq, a predicted model, not a curated record
CCCGGUGACGGCUUCGUAGUCAUCGAUAAUCCGCGCGACUAUGACUUGCCGCCUGGCAAAAGUAGUCGCUAUGGCGAGGUCUACGAUAUCAGCAUGUGGCAUCAACUGCAUUGCCUUCUGCAUAUGCGGACGUAUAUGUCGACAAUGCAUUCGUUUCUGAAUCAGACGAAUCUGCAGCAGAUGUAUGAUGUGGUGCUGGCACCGCAAGUCGAUCAUAUACUGCACUGCUUCGAUUAUCUUCGGCAAGCGGUCAUGUGCGCGGGCGAUAUGACACUGGAAUGGCCGAGGACAGAAAGUGAUGGGAGAAGGUUCGCUGUGGAUGGUUGGGACGUGAAGCAUGAUAAUUGUAAAAGCUGGGACGCCAUGUCAGACUUCGUGGAGAAGCACGCAGUUGGUCAUCAUCACCGACGAGAAUCCUUGUGAGAAUCGAUCACUCGAAUGUCAGCGAAUAGAAGAGCGCUGUUAGCUGAGGUUUACAAUCGCUCCUCCGAAACACUGCAAGACACUUUCGCUGCAGGGCUACAUAAAGCAGCAGAGACCUUUCGCCUGGUUUAGAGAAAGCGGUGCCUCCGGGCAUAUCUCACGGCGACAUCGAAGGCGCAG